Messenger RNA from Guillardia theta CCMP2712, 724 nucleotides. RefSeq lists its product as hypothetical. Gene Ontology annotation, molecular function: protein binding. Lineage: Eukaryota; Cryptophyceae; Pyrenomonadales; Geminigeraceae. The record is from RefSeq and is a predicted model, not a curated record. The transcript is spliced from 2 exons. The annotation marks the transcript as partial.
UCGAAUGUGGAACCCGUGGCAGAUGUCGGGCGAGAGGGAGACUGUCUGAGGGCGAGGACGAGGGGAGACUGAGGAAACAGGUUCUUGUUUACGCACUUCAUCUGCUCUGUCAAGGUGCAAGUUUGACUCGCUGCGAGAAGCUUGAUAUUUCUGGAAAUUUGAGGCAUUCUGCUAUACUUGAAACCUCAGCAUUAUGGAGGUCGAGCUCACAGGAAUCUUGGAGGAUGAUGUUCGAACCCUUGUGAUCGAGAUAUUGAAUGGAACCCAGGAAUCGCUGCCAAGAGUUACUUCAACUAUCGCAAGAUUAGCCAGGACGGGAGUGGAAGAACGAACAUCGUUGUUUGAAGGUGAAGCCUUAGGUGCGCUAUCUACUCUAUGCACCAAGGACAACGAAAUCAAGAUUCAAGUUCAUGCCGCAUAUGCAAUUUCUGCUCUCGCAAGCAAUUUCACUUCGACAAUGGAUGAGAACAGAGUUUACGCAUACGGUGAUGUUCAAACAGAGGCCCUUCAACUGAAGCUUGUCCACACCUUGACCUCAAGCUUGACCUCGUGGCAUCCCGAGCUGCAGGCGGCGGCAGCUGAUGCGCUGGCCUCCUUGUGUUACCGGAACACUGAGGUUCGGAGGGAGAUGGGAAGACUGGAUGCGUGUCGUUUGCUUGUGAAUCUGCUGUACAGCCAACACGUCGAUGUUCAUAAAGCAGCUCUAUGUGCCCUUCGUGCAUAC